Molecule: messenger RNA, 387 nt
Organism: Arctia plantaginis
Lineage: Eukaryota; Metazoa; Arthropoda; Insecta; Lepidoptera; Erebidae
Source: the annotation of a GenBank genome assembly
AUGGCGCCCCGAGAAACACCGAAGUCUACAACUAAAGUUCAACGCACAGUAAAGGACAUAGCUACGAAAAUCAAAGCAUCACCGAUUGGGGCGAUAAAAAAGACUAUUCUGACUAAAAAAACGGUGGAGAAGACUCCCCUCAAAAUCAAAAAUGCUAAUCCUGAAGUCAGGUUGACAAGACAACGGACUAGCACCGUCCCAACUGUAGCUACACCAAAACCAAAGGAGAACAAAUCUGUCCCAUUACCCGAGAGUGUGACAAAGAGCGCUAAGAAGGCCUCUACAUGGAAACGACGUCCCAAACCAGCACACUCUGGAGUCCCCAUUCCGGAAAAGAUGAAGAAGCUGAUGGAAAAACAAUUUUUGGAUUCAGGUUUUGUUCUUUAA